CCUGUUUCUCUGCUACGGAGAGGAAGGAGAUAGUUGUUGAGUGUGUUGUGAAGCUGAUCUGAGAUACAUUUGUUUCUUUUGCAUUUGUUUUUGUCAUUUUUACCGUCCAGUCAUGGCGGCACCGAAUUCUCUCAACGUGAAGCAGCCGCCGAUUCAAUCCACGGCCGGAGCCGUGCCGGUGCGCAAUGAGAAAGGUGAGAUCUCUAUGGAGAAGGUGAAGGUGAAGCGCUAUGUGUCGGGAAAGCGCCCGGACUAUGCCCCCAUGGAGUCCUCGGACGAGGAGGAGGAGGAUUUCCAGUUCAUGAAGAAGGGCAAGGAGGUGGAGCCGGAGGUGGAGCUGGAGGAGGAGGAUGUGUCGGACCCCCGCCUGAGGCGGCUGCUGAACCGCGUCACUGAGGACGUGGAGGAGAGGUUGGCGCGACACAGGCAGAUCGCAGAGCCGGAGCUGGUGGUGGAGAGUAGCGAGGAGUCGGAUGAGGGGGGCUGGCAUCCAGACCAAGAGGAGAGCAGUGAAGAGGAAGAGGAGGAGGAGGUUGACGAUGAGGAAAUCGAGAGGCGGCGUGCCAUGAUGCGUCAGCGGGCGCAGGAGCGAAAGAACGAGGAAAUGGAGCUGAUGGAGGUGGAAGAGGAGGGGAAGUCGGGAGAGGAGUCGGAGUCCGAGUCGGAGUAUGAAGAGUAUACUGACAGCGAGGACGAAACCGAACCACGCCUCAAGCCCGUCUUCAUUCGCAAGAAGGACCGCGUGACGGUGGCGGAGCGGGAGGCCGAGGAGCAGAAGCAGAAGGAGCUGGAGGCCGAGGCCAAGAAGCAGGCAGAGGAGCGUCGGCGCUACACGCUGAAGAUUGUGGAGGAGGAAGCCAAGAAGGAGUUUGAGGAGAACCGGCGCACCCUGGCCGCACUGGAAGCCCUCGACACAGAUGGGGAGAAUGAGGAGGAGGAGUACGAGGCCUGGAAAGUCCGCGAGCUCAAACGCAUCAAACGGGACCGUGAGGCCCGCGAAGCGAUGGAGAAGGAGAAGUCGGAGAUUGAAAGGUUCCACAAUCUCACCGAAGAGGAGCGCAGGGCAGAGCUUCGCUCCAACGGCAAACUCAUCACCAACAAAGCAUCUAAAGGCAAAUAUAAAUUCCUGCAGAAGUACUACCACAGAGGAGCCUUCUUCAUGGAUGAGGAGCAAGAUGUAUAUAAGAGGGACUUCAGUGCCCCUACCCUGGAGGACCAUUUCAACAAGACCAUCUUGCCCAAAGUCAUGCAGGUCAAGAACUUUGGCCGUUCUGGGCGUACUAAAUACACACACUUGGUGGAUCAGGACACCACUUCCUUUGACUCGGCCUGGGCACAGGAGAGUGCACAAAACAGCAAGUUCUUCAAACAGAAGGCAGGGGGUGUAAGAGAUGUCUUUGAUCGGCCAUCGGUAAAGAAGAGGAAGACUUAAGUCCUGCGGACUGAAAUGGCAAGGCAGGAAUAGGGAGGAGAGACUGAGUAACUGUAACAUUUGUGAGUUCUGCAUUCAGUGGGAAGAUCCUGUCACAGCCCCAGGAUCCUCUGCAGUUGCAAGUGGUGCGCUUGGAAAAGAGGACAAGAUGUAAUAUAGUGUUCCUGUGGACAUUCUAAACGGCCCGGAAAUUUAACUGUUGUGACUGAGGUGUUAGUUUGAAAUGAAAGGACCUUUUAUCGUGUAGAUUUCUUAUAUCAUUUCCAGUAAGUUUAAUUUGUUUUAAUAAAAUUUUCUAAUUGUUAACUGCAUUUAGUUUUGUCUGGAAGCAAAUGCUGUAAAGUCAGGAUAUAGAACUGUAAAAUAUUUCAGUAUGCACUGCUCUAAACAAUGCAAAUUCUCAAACUGUUUUACAGUUACAGUUUCUCUCCACUAUUGGAUGCAUUUCUUUCAUGUAUAUAGUAUAUAUAAUCUAUGCCUUGUUAAACCUUAAAAAUAAUGCAAUUAAAAACGCCUUUUUUCAGUUACA
This is a messenger RNA of Lepisosteus oculatus (spotted gar), 1961 nucleotides long. It is a transcript of the gene mfap1, whose product is annotated as microfibril associated protein 1. The record is from RefSeq and is a predicted model, not a curated record. NCBI's taxonomy places the organism in Eukaryota, Metazoa, Chordata, Actinopteri, Semionotiformes, Lepisosteidae. Gene Ontology annotation, biological process: mRNA splicing, via spliceosome. Gene Ontology annotation, cellular component: U2-type spliceosomal complex. Gene Ontology annotation, molecular function: RNA binding.